CUAGGCCAAUCGGAUCGUUCGUUCCGUCCGUCGGUCGGGCAUCCGUCGAUAGAUUUGCAUAUUUUUAUUUUUAUUGUUUAGAAAAAGGUUCAAUCAUAUUUUCUAAUCCAUACCUAGUAAUUUAUUAAAUAUAAAUUCACUAAAAAGUGAUUAAUUCGUGCAAUAUACCAUAGUUCGUUUUGUUUCGUAAAUUCACCGAUGUGUAUUCAUCGGACUGUGAUGAAAUGUCAAAAAUUUUCGUGGAUUGGUGCCAAUGGUCAUGAAAUUUUUCUCCCGUGAAAAUUUUGUGAUGAAAGUGCAUUUGUGAACUAUUGUUAGUGUUGAAUUUUGCACAGAUGGUGUGUUAUUGUGCGUUUCCUAGUGAAUACUUGACUGUGACAGUUGCGUGAUUAUACACAUUUUGAGAAAGUGAAGGGUCUUGGCGAUUGGUGAUAGACAGGUGAAUCGAGGGACAUGAGUUCCCCGCCGCCCGUGCAGCUGGAGGUGGAGGUCGUGGACGAGUCCAUGGAGGACGAUGCCUCCGACAUGCGGCCGACAGACAGGUUCACUCUGCUGGCCCGCGCAGACGCCGUGGUGGAGCUGUGGCGCUCCAAGAUGGAGGAGGGGGCGCUCAAUGGGUCCAACUUCCUCGACCACUGGCGCGUCACCGUGCCCAGGAUAUACUCCCCCCAACCGAACAGGACAUGCUUAGACUGGAACUUCGACGAAGUGUUGGCAGCCAAGCUCCUCAUCCAGCCGCUGGAGCAGUUCGUAUGGGGCAACAGCGACGGGUCGCAGCCGCCACUGCCGCGCCGCUCCACGCUCUGCGGCCGCGUCUUCAAGCAGGGAGACCCGGCUUAUAGCUGUAGAGAAUGCGGUAUGGAUAACACAUGCGUGCUAUGCGUGGAGUGCUUCAAGGUGUCCGCGCAUCGGCACCACAAGUACAAGAUGGGCCAGUCGAGCGGCGGCGGCUGCUGCGACUGCGGCGACACCGAGGCCUGGAAACGGGAGCCCUUCUGUGAACUACACGCGGCAUCGGAGGAUGACAACCAAGCCGAAGCGACGAUUAAACCUGAAGUUAUCCAGCGCAUGAAGAUCGUCGCGUCUGUCUGUCUUACUUACUGUCUCCGUCUGUUGACGCACGACCACGCACCCUGCCUGCCUAAUGACCUCAGGUUAAAGGAUGCUGAGAGGGAUCUUCUUCAGAUACUCGACCAGCCAGACUGUUACUGCACUGUUCUCUACAACGACGAGACUCACACGUUCGAUCAGGUAAUAACGACUCUAGUACGUGUAACGAAGUGCAACCAGCGCGAGUCGUUGGACCUGGUCAGUCUGAUCGACCGCGAGGGCCGCGCCCUCGUCAAGUGCAACUCGUUCCAAGUGUGCGACAAACUCAAGACUGACAUCGAGAUCUGUACGGCGAUGUUCGAAAGGUUCACGUCCCGCCACGGGCCCAGCCUCAAGGUGCUCGUCAUGCACGCCCACGUCAUCGCGCAUCAGACCUUCGCUAUGAAACUGUUGCAUUGGCUCCAGAACUUCGUGAGCCAGGAGCCGAGCCUCCGCCUGGCGGUGAGCCAGGUGGCGCUGGGCGAGGACGUGUGGGGCGCGGCGGGCGCGGCGCCGGGCGGCGGCGGCGUGGCGGCCGGCGUCAUGCAGAACGACGCGCGCAUGUGGAAGGCGGCGCGCACCGCCUGGCAUCGCCUGCUCAUCGCCACCACGCUCAUGGACUACACCACCAAGCGGGCCAUGGCUACGCUCUUCACUAAGAAUUAUGGAUCGAUCCUCAAGGACUUCAUCCGCGACGACCACGACCACUCGUUCUCCAUAUCCUCGCUGUCAGUACAGCUGUACACGACGCCGACUCUUGCGCAUCAUCUGAUCGCCAAGCACGACGCCCUGUUCGUAGUCAUGAAUACCUUCGUCAGCGAGUGUAAUAGGAGGUGUAAUAAUGGUCGUCUAGAAUUCGACCGUAAUCACGUGCCCGUAGCGUUCAAACGCGCACAGUUCAUCCUAUACGAUGUGAAGUACCUCCUGAGUUCAGUGCCCACGACCUUCAACGAUGAUCUGCGCAAAGGCUUCAUGCACGGCAUCUCUUUGAUGCUGAAUCUGCUCGUCAUGAUGCAGGGAAUGGACUCCGUUGUCAGACAGGUGGGCCAGCACAUGGAGUACGAGCCGGAGUGGGAGUCCGCCUUCAACCUGCACGUGAAGCUGGCGCACAGCAUCACGCUGUCGCUGGAGUGGUGCGCGGCAGAGAAGGCGCUCGCGGCCGCCGUGUACCGCAUGGCGCUGCGCAAGCACGCAGAGACCUACACGCCGCCCAACAAGGUCGUGCGCGAACUUGGUAACCAGAGCGCUUCAGUGAUUCCCUACGACGUUUCAUCGGAAGCGGUGUCUAUACAUCGGCCUCUGUCGCGAUACAUCGCCGGUCUACACCUAUUGCUGCACCAACACGGCCUUUCAUACCACUCCAAGGAGUUUGACAGACAGGAUAGGCCGAAACCUAGCCCUGAGGAGCUCAUAGAGCCAGUCCUUCAAACGAUGGCCAUGAUAGGCCAAGUCCACGCCGGCAUGUGGCGACGUAACGGCUUCGCUCUCAUCAACCAGCUCUAUUUCUACCAGAACGUUAAGUGCAGGGCUGAGAUGCUGGACCGGGAUAUUGUCAUGUUGCAGAUCGGCGCUUCCUUGAUCGAGAGCAACGAGUUCAUAAUCCACGUGUUGAACAAGUUCAACUUGUUGGACUGGGCGGCCGCCGACUUCGAACAGCGCAGGAUCGAGGACGACACCCUCAGGCAUACCAUCAGCAUGCUGGAGGAGUUCCUAGGAUUGCUCAUAACUAUCGUGGGGUCCCGCUACGUGCCCGGCGUGGGCGAGGUCACCAAUGAGGAUCGUACCAAGAAGGAGAUCAUUCAGAUGCUGUGCGUCAAGCCGAUGCCGCACUCUGAACUAAACAGAUCGUUACCAGAGAACCAGCUACACGAAACCGGCUUAGAAGCCGUGAUACACGAGGUCGCUGACUUCGUGAAGCCGUCCGGUGGCAACAACCGCGGCUUGUACAAGCUCAAGCCGCACCUCUACGAUGAGUACGACACGUUCUUCUAUCACUACACGAGGGAGGAGCUGUCGCGCAGCGAGGAGGAGCAGCGGACCAGGAGGAAGGCUGCUGGGCUCCCGGAGUGCUGCCCGCCGCCGGCGCUGCCGCGGCUGUCGGGCGCGUUCCGGCUGCUCGCCAACCUGCUGCAGAGCGACGCCGCGCUGCACGUGCUGCGCGCCGUGCUGGAGCGCGCGCUCGACCUGCGCGCGCGCUCCUUCUCCGAGACGCAAGUGCACAAGGCUCUACACCUGAUGGGCUACGCGCUACGCGACGAGGAGAGCGGCCACUACGAGUUCCUGGCGUUCGCGGAGAGCGCGGCGCGGGCGGGGCUGCUGCCGCUGCUGCAGCGGCUGGCCGCCAGCCCGCGCGUGGACGCGCACCGCCAGCUGGCCCGAUGGGUGCGGAACAAGAUCAGAACUCUUCUGGGCCAAAAUGACGAACACAUCGGCGAUGGCGAGAGCAUGGACACCGACCAGGAAGAGAAACCCGCCACGGACGAAGCCGCGGAAGCGGAAAAGACUCGUCGCGCGAAACUAGCGGCGGAACGUCGUGCCAAAGUCAUGGCGCAGAUGCAAACGCAGAUGAACAACUUCAUCUCGAACAACGCUACGCUCUUUGAGGAGACUACUACAGAGGUGACGGCGGAGGAGCAAGAGUUGCGGCCGCUGUACUGCGGCGCGGCGCUGGGAGUGUGGGGAGGGGGCGUGCCCGAGCCGCCCAGGGUCUGCAUCAUGUGUCAGGAGGAGGCCCGCGUAGACAUAAAGACGGAGCCGCUGGUGCUGGUGGCCUUCGUCCAGGAGUCGAGCGUGCUGAACAGGCUCCGCGAGAAGGGGUCGGGGCGCGUGCCCGCCUGCUGGCGCGACAGCUGGCUGCCCGCCGGCCUGGGCCUGCAGCCGCACGUGUCCAGCUGCGGGCAUGCGCUGCACGCCGCCUGCUGGAGGAACUACGUCGACAACGUGCAGGACAAGGAAAACAGGAGGCCCUACCGCGGUAGACAACCGGCAGCUUUUGACGUCGAGAAGAAAGAGUACUUAUGUCCCCUCUGCGAGCGACUGUGCAACACCGCCCUCCCACUGCUACCCGCGCCCGCCAUGCCCUCAGGAAUCCCACCACCUCUCACCGAAGAGACCUACAACGAAUCCGUCAACUUAAUCCUCAAACUGAAACACCAAGUGAAAUCCGAAGCUCUGCACAUCUGUACGGAGUUCUGUGAGGAGAUGCACUGCCAGGCUCGCGCCAGGAGUGUGGGCGCGAUGUCCUCGGACAUGGAGGAGGGGGAGACGGCGGACGAGACCGAGGUCUAUGUGUCCACGCACGCGGAGAACCUGCUGCCGCCGGAGUUCCUCGCGCACUUCGAAGGGGAAAUACCUCCCUAUAAUGAAAUGACCAAGGCGCUCAUCGAAGACUUUGCUAACGUUCUACCCAUAUCGGAAUACGGCGGCAUGGUAGCGAGCGCCGCCCUCUACCGCUCCACAUCCUACACUAUCUUCAGCACAAACGCCGUCCUCCAAGCCGAGAACCGGCCUCUACUAGGCGACCUGCCGGCCCGACACAGGGACACGCUACAAGCGCUCAUCCGCCUCGCGGCCGCCCUGCCCUCCGUCUGGUCACACCCCAAACACUUGGCACACCACGCGCUCAGCACCCUCAACGCCUUAGAAAGCACCUCCCCACUCGCUCACGAACCCUUCGGCACCUUAGUAUCCUUAGUCCUCACAGCGCCAUCCCUAUUCUGCAAGGUCGCGACCCCGGCCCGACCUAACAACCUCGCCAAACAGAUCACGUUACAGUGCUUCAGAGCAACCCUAGCGAGAGCACUUCUCGUAACCGACGUCUCAACAUGCAAGAGCCAACCAAUGGAAGGCCAAGAAGACUUCAAGAGUAUAUCAGACCUAGACGGCCUCCUACCAUUCAUGAAAGAACUGCGUAGAGGGACACAAGAAGACGAUUUGAAUCCUCUAGAAGUUUGGCAGACGAUUAAGGGUCAGUGUCACACAUUCUUGCGAUGCUGUUGUCUCUUCUACCACUUCUUAAGUGACAUUAGCGCACCGACGGAAUUAACGGUGGUCAACGGUGAUACUUGGGAAACUUUGUGUAGUUACUUAGGCCUGCCCAUGACGUACAAGGAGUUGGUGGAUGUCCCCACCACGAAACAGAAGAUGAUGGAGUGGGUGGGACUCUCCACCGAGUGGUUUAACGGUGAAGUGCCCGCGCAUGUGGUGCGGGAACCCAGCGAACCACCGCGAUUGAUACCACUACCAGAUGACUUCUCAGAGCUGAUGAAUAGGGUAUCGGAGUUCUCGUGUCCUCACUCGGAGAGGGAAGACAGUAAGAAGCCGACGAUGUGCCUGGUGUGCGGAGAGAUACUUUGCUCACAGAGCUAUUGCUGCCAGACUGAUAUACCUAAGUCGGGUCGCAGCGGCGAGACCCAGCGCGUGGGCGCAGUCCUGGCGCACUGCCUGUCGUGCGGCGGCGGCGCGGGGCCCUUCCUGCGCGUGCGGGACUGCGAGCUCAUGCUGCUGGCCGCGCCCGCGCGCGGGGCCAAGCUGCCCGCGCCAUACCUCGACACCUACGGGGAGGCCGACCAGGGUCUCCGGCGCGGCAACCCGCUGCACCUGUGCCCCGAGCACUACGAGACCCUCCGCAUGCUGUGGCUGAGCCACGGCCUGCACGAGCGCAUCGCGCGCUCGCUCGACACCAACGUGCUCAUGAUCACCACCUGGCAGAACUUGUGAUCUAGCGACACCUGCCCCUAGGCAAACACGUUGCCCAUGUCUUAGCCUGUUCACGCUCGACGACAUGCCUGACCUUGGCGACAUGUCCAGCACCAACAACUACUCGGCCAGUCUAGCGACCGACUAGUUGGAGCGACGAACCGUGGUUCCGUACCCAAUUGAUUUGGCACAAAAACAAUAUAGUUUAAUCACUGUGAUUUUUCUCUUAGUUACUUUGUUUUGAUUGAUUAACCAAUGAUUUUUAUUAUAGAUCUAACAUAGAAAUUUAAUCAUUAUUUUUACGUACCCCUCCCAUUUUUAGAUAUAAAGAAAUGUCUGUUAAUCUCGUUUUUUUUAUAUUCAAAAGAAAUCUUUUGAGUGUUUCGUGACGUGAUUUUGUGAAAUGAUUGUUUAGAGAUGGUGUCUAAAGUAGGCUUGUUUGCACCUGUAAAGGUUAACGGAUACCCUUUCAAAAUCUAAGUUUAGUAAGACUUUUGAUGGUGCAAUUUAGCCUCACUAUGUAGGAACAUAGAUAAAUGUAAAAUAACCAAUCCUUUUCCCAAAAGAUGUUUGUUUUCAACAUCUUACAAGACCCUGAACAUGUUUUUGAACUUUUGUGUUAGGCGUUAGAAGAACACAGUCUCGUGACCUUAAAAAUACAUUUUAUAGUUUCCAUGGUUUAUAAAGUCUCCCAAAACCUCCAAAAAGCGAUGCAAGUAUUUUAUAUACGACCCUACAAAUAAGCUAAACCAUCCACCACUAAACGCUAGACCAACAGGCCGGUCAGUUUUAAAACGACAUUUAAGAGGUAUCCGUGACCGUUAUCGGUCAAUGAAUCAAGGUCUCUGCACAGGCAAAAGAUCUAAAAAUAUAUAAACUGCUUAUCAACAGUCGUCCGUGUAUUGAAUUUUUGGGUCUAUGUGAUGGUAAGUUCUAGGAUGCUUGCAUCGCCACAUGCAGCAAUAAACUUUGCCACAGACUGUAGAUUCAGUUGAUCGUAUAUUUGAUAAACUUCAAUUGAAACAUUACCCUCCUUUCUCAGUCAGUCGGUUAAAAAAUGUAAACGCUCAAAGAAUUUGAAGUGACAUCGAUAGGUUUGAACGAGCGAUUGCUGUUGUGAAUUAGUUUUAUAAUGUUUAAUAUUUGCACUAACUUUGAUGAAAUUUAGCUUGUGUUCAACCAUUUUAUGGCUAAAUUGCUGAACUGUUUUUGAGGAAAUCUUAGAAACUUAAAUAAAUGAAGUUUGUCCUCAGUUCAGUACUGUUAUGCUUAAUAAUUAUUUACAUUAUCAAGAGUAGUGCAAUAAUUAAACAGAACAUUUUGUCUCGCGUGUUAUUUUUUUAGUUUUACUUAAAUUUAAUGUUGAUUUAAAUAUUAUAUAGUUAUUAAAGAGAUUCCUAACAUAUAAACAUAGAUAUUAUGCAGCUUACAUUUGAAAUGUAUAGAAAUUACUUCCGACUUACAUUAAACGGGGUAUGCAGAAA
Trichoplusia ni (cabbage looper) is the source of this 7271-nucleotide messenger RNA. RefSeq names its product E3 ubiquitin-protein ligase UBR1 (gene Ubr1). Gene Ontology annotation, cellular component: cytoplasm; ubiquitin ligase complex. Gene Ontology annotation, molecular function: ubiquitin protein ligase activity; zinc ion binding. Gene Ontology annotation, biological process: ubiquitin-dependent protein catabolic process via the N-end rule pathway; protein ubiquitination. NCBI's taxonomy places the organism in Eukaryota, Metazoa, Arthropoda, Insecta, Lepidoptera, Noctuidae. The record is from RefSeq and is a predicted model, not a curated record.